Sitophilus oryzae (rice weevil) is the source of this 594-nucleotide messenger RNA. RefSeq names its product oxytocin-neurophysin 1-like (gene IT). Bases 14 to 517 code for a protein of 167 amino acids. Gene Ontology annotation, molecular function: neurohypophyseal hormone activity. The record is from RefSeq and is a predicted model, not a curated record. Gene Ontology annotation, cellular component: extracellular region; secretory granule. Lineage: Eukaryota; Metazoa; Arthropoda; Insecta; Coleoptera; Curculionidae. The transcript has 3 exons.
GUCGAAAGGUGCUAUGGGUUCACAAAAGAAUUCUUCAACUUCUAGUUUUUUGAAAACACUCUACAGAUUUAUGUUUAUUAUGUUCUUAGGAGAUAUUCUCGCGUCGGGCUGUUUGAUCACAAAUUGUCCCAGAGGUGGUAAAAGAUCUGGGAAGUUUGCCCUUUUGGAGAAGAGCAACAUCAAACAGUGCAUAGCAUGCGGUCCCGGGGGAACAGGUCAAUGUUUUGGUCCAUCAAUAUGUUGCGGACCUUUUGGGUGUCUGAUGGGAACCCCCGAAACCAUCAAAUGUCAUCGAGAUGGGUUCUUUCAUGAAAAAGACCCUUGCAUAGCUGGAUCAGCAAACUGUAGGAAAAAUACGGGCAGAUGUACCAUGGAUGGCAUAUGCUGCAGCCAAGAUGCGUGCCACAUAGACAAGCAGUGCUCCCUAGACGAGAAGAAGGUACUUGCAGAAAAUAUAUCUCCCAUUGAACUAAUGAACAUGCUAGGAUAUACUGGUGACAACGUUUUCGAAAAAUAAACCAACGACACCCUUUACAGAAAUACGUGACUAAGAAACAGAAUAGUUUAUUGUGUCUAAUAAAAUAGAUUAAAUAA